Messenger RNA from Capronia epimyces CBS 606.96, 1764 nucleotides. RefSeq lists its product as uncharacterized. Lineage: Eukaryota; Fungi; Ascomycota; Eurotiomycetes; Chaetothyriales; Herpotrichiellaceae. Gene Ontology annotation, cellular component: catalytic step 2 spliceosome. Bases 1 to 1764 code for a protein of 587 amino acids. The record is from RefSeq and is a predicted model, not a curated record. The transcript has a single exon.
AUGGCGGCAUCUACCUCCCCGUCUCCGUCUCCCUCUACGCAGGCCAAGGCGGUGGUGAAGCGCGGCCCGUCUCAGUCGAACUCGAACUCGAACGCCGUGUCCCUGAUGCCGCCGCCACCGUUCAAGCGCAUCAAGAGACCGGCCAAAGUGCUCGACGAAGACGAAUACACCAGCGCGCUCUCCGACAUCAUCGCCCGAGACUACUUCCCAGGCCUGCUGGAGAGCCAGGCGCAGCAUGAAUACCUGGCGGCACUGGAGUCGGGCGACGAGUCAUGGAUCGCCGAGGCGGCGCAGAAGCUGAGAAACGCAGGGGCGCCGGCGGCACACAUGAGGAGGUCUAAUAACAAGGGGAGCAAUAACCAUACCGCUAGAAAUACGAGAUUUGAUAAUUACGGAAAUGGCAAUGGCAACACGAGGUUCGACAACUACGGCAAUGGCAACGGCAAUGGCACGCCCUCGGCGACGCCGCGAUGGGGCACCACUACGCCCACAAGUGGAGGGGGAGGGGUGCGUGGUGGUGUUGCAGACACGCCGGUGGGAUCUUACGCGGGCAGCGACACGCCAGCAACUAGGAAUGUGCACGACAUUGGACGGGGACACGGCGACGCAGGCGAAGAUGUCGAUGGCGGUGGCGGUCUCGACACGGCGGGCCUUUCGCUGGGCGCGUUCCAGGCCAAAUAUACUUCCGAAGACAACGAGUCGUUCAAUACGCUUCUUGACAAACAGAACUUGAAACGCCGCCAGAAGCACGCUUACUUGUGGACGCAGGACCAGCGCGUCCCGUCGGCGCGGCUGAUUGCCUACAGGGAGCGCGAGGCACAGCUGUUGCUCCAACAGGGUGAACAAGGACAGGUGGAGGAGGAGGUUACUGCUUCUGGUGGCGGUGGUGGUGGUGGUGGUGUUGCCGGUUCUAGCUCUGGCUUGACCUUGACUUCGACAUCGGCCACCAACCCCAACGAAAAGGCCGUCGUGCCAUCCAUGACCACGGGCGCGACGGACGCCCGGCCUGCGCGGCCGGACGCGUGGCUCAUCAGACGGCCCGACAACAGUUUCAUGUUCCCGGCGACCUCGGUCGACGAGGACACUCCGGCCCUACAGACCGUGCACGAGGUCAAGGAGCAGUUGUCGAAAGCUGGGCCGAAGCACGUCGUGCAUGCCAACACGCGGUUCCCGCCCGUCCGGUAUUUCGAUGAGCCAGGCCCGAUCCCGCCGUCACCGUCGCUGAACACGGAGAUCAUUGCGCGCCGCGACGCCGCUGCUAAAGGCAGGCCCGCCGCGUCGGAAUCAUCCGAGUUUGGGUUUGAUGUUGAUGCUGGAAGCGAAACCCCCCGCGUCAACGGCUACGCCUUUGUCGACGAGGACGAGCCGGAGACGGUGCACCAGCCACAGACCCAGCUGGGCCCGAGCUACCGCGACCUGCUGGCCGGACAAGUCGGCGCCGAUGCGACGCCCAACCCGUUCAAGAUCGGCGAGAUCCGCCGGCGCGAGGAGCUGCAUCUGCGCAUGGUGGACAGCCAGGCCAGACGGAAGCGUCAAAGUGAGAAGGAGAGAGAGUCCGCUUCUGGCUCUGGCUCUCGAAUUGGCGGCAUGACUCCUGUCGCCGCUGCCGCUGGAAACAUGACCCCCGCCGCCAGGAGGCUGAUGGAGAAACUGGGCGCGCGCACACCCAGUUCGGCUUCCAGCUCUGGCGGUCGAGGUGGAGGUGGAGCAGCUGCUUCCAGGGACAUGUGGACGCCUGUCCGGACGCCGAGGAGGAAGAAGUAG